Molecule: messenger RNA, 748 nt
Organism: Drosophila subobscura
Lineage: Eukaryota; Metazoa; Arthropoda; Insecta; Diptera; Drosophilidae
Gene: mRpL40
Product: 39S ribosomal protein L40, mitochondrial
Exons: 3
Coding region: 64-645 (193 amino acids)
Cellular component (GO): mitochondrial large ribosomal subunit; mitochondrial ribosome
Source: RefSeq, a predicted model, not a curated record
UUACACAGUUGCGCAUCUCUAAUUUACACAUUACGCAAAGAAUUUUAUUUUUGUUUAUUAAAAAUGUCGCUGCUCAGCGCCUUUGCCAGAUUAGGAUUACAGAGAGGCGGAGUAGCCAGCUCCGUCGUGGCACGUUGCCUGCACACCACACCUGUGCUCUGUGCCGAACCGCUUAAGAAAAAGAAGAAGCUGGACCCACAGGUUAUCAAGCAGAGGGAGGACCGCAGAAAAAAGAAGAUUGAGAAGCAGAUUCGUCGGCUGGAGAAGAAUGCGCGACAGCUGAAACCGGUGGAGGAGCUGGAGGUGCCACUGGAGCUUAUCGACGAAAAGGACAAGCGGCAACGAAAACUGACGACAUUGGGCAGCGCGGAAGUGGAGGAGCGCGCCCUGCUAAAGAAAGAAUGGGCCCGCUACAAGCACGACGAGAGAGUGGCCGACUUCCAAAUCAUUGACCGCCUAGUGCAGUCGCAGAACAAGGCGCUGGAAGAGCUGCGCCGCGAGUCCGAGGACCUGUACCAGGCAGCCAUCGAAGUCGACCUGCAGCUGCUGCCCGUAACGCUGAAGGGCCCCGUCUCCACCCCACCCAUCAAGAACUACGCGAGCCCCGAUGGCGACUACAUACACCAGUCCAUGAAGUGGGAAUGAGUCCCACAGCUGUUAGGGACUGUGUGCAUGUUAGGGUGUUGGGUCAAAGAUUAUUGUUGUUGCUUACAUCAGAAAUACAAAGAAUAGUUAAUUAAUCACCCAU